AUGCCGUAUGCUGCAUCACCUGAGUAUGCAUAUGCCUACAGCACGGAUACACCUUUACAGACCAUCCCAGGCUUGUCCCAAGGUACCAAAGACAGAAUACCUCUUAAUACAUGUAAUCCUGAGCCCUGGCUGCUCCCAGGCUGCAGUUCAGUGUAUGACAGUCUGGUCAGCAACUCUGGGAGUCUACAGUCCUCUCCAAACAGAGAACCAAACACCUCUGCCAAGCCUCGCAGGUCUUCCAUUCUUGAGAGGUGCAUCCUGAAGUUGUCCACUGCAAGUGUUGCUGUUGGGACAGAUGAUGUUGAUGGGGUCAGAAGGUUCCCAUCUGGUUUGCACUGGUCUUCACGCAAUCUGGAUGUCUGCCACUUUGAGACAAACGAGUCAGUUUUGAAACGCAGACAGAAACAAAUUCAAUAUGGAAAAAACACUUGUGGCUACCAGAACUACCUGCAGCAAGUACCCAAACAUCUGCGAAUACCUUGGCUUCAUCCAGCAACUCCCAACAAAUACCGCAAAUACAGCCGCAGAUCUUGGGAUAUGCAAGUAAGGCUUUGGCGACGAGCAUUGCAUGCAUGGGACCCACCAAACCCUUCCCAUGGUCAGCUGGAAGAACAGGAAGACGCUGUUGAUCAAAUCUUAGGAUAUUCUUUUAGAAGUCACCACACUGUAGAGGACUAUAUUGGAUGGCUGAGAUUCCUUCUUGAGAAAAACCACACCCAUAGCCAACAAGUGCCUUUGCAGAGUAUUCUAGAGGAUCCCAAACAGCUGGGAGAGAAGGGUGCCCUGGCUGACAUCUGA
This is a messenger RNA of Chanos chanos (milkfish), 798 nucleotides long. RefSeq names its product stem-loop binding protein 2 (gene slbp2). Gene Ontology annotation, biological process: mRNA 3'-end processing by stem-loop binding and cleavage; mRNA transport. Lineage: Eukaryota; Metazoa; Chordata; Actinopteri; Gonorynchiformes; Chanidae. Gene Ontology annotation, cellular component: histone pre-mRNA 3'end processing complex; cytoplasm. Gene Ontology annotation, molecular function: histone pre-mRNA stem-loop binding; mRNA binding. The record is from RefSeq and is a predicted model, not a curated record.